AUGUCUGUUUACAAAGCGAUUCAGCAGAGAAUUCCAGCAAGGCAUAUGUCUCCAUACGCAAUCUUCGUUCUUCUGGCACUCCUAGCUAUCACCUCUGCAGAGGAGAAGCAGUCAGAUUUCUACCAGAUCACGAGUGGGAACAUAAGUGUCAAUGGACCUUUCGACUGGAACGACUAUAACUACACCAGUGGAGGCGGAUCAGGAUCCAUAUCCGUGAAAACCCCUAAAGAUGGAGGCAAGGUUGGAAGUGAUGGGCAGCCUGGCAGUGAUGAAGAUUAUCAUCCGCGCAUACGCCAUGCGUAA
This is a messenger RNA of Strongylus vulgaris, 303 nucleotides long. The record is from the annotation of a GenBank genome assembly. Lineage: Eukaryota; Metazoa; Nematoda; Chromadorea; Rhabditida; Strongylidae.